GAAAUCAGCAAAUUUUAGCUUGCAAAAAUUCCGCAUUCCAUUUACAAAGUCGAGUGCAUAAAUGAGUCCAUAAAUCAAGAAGCACGCGGAUAACUAGUGCGUACUUAAUGUAAAUGUAAACGCCUACAAAGCGCCGACUUAUCGUUUCAAAAAGAACCCUGCAUAAACAGAAACACAUAAGUGAAACAAAAUCGGCGACAACAUGUUUGGAGGUCUAGGUGGGACUAUAUAAUGUCAGUAAGCCUGGUUGGUAAUCACAGCAGUAGGAGAAUUGGCCGAAAUGGAGAACUCGCAAAGUAAAUCCGCUUUGUUCUGGCUUGUAGUCAUUCUAGUCGUUUCUUUGGGAGAUUUUAUGCCCCUGGAGGAUAUGGACUCUCAGGAAAUGAUUGACUUGACGGAUCUGGGCGAUACUGUCUUCGGAAAUCCAGAUGUGAAAACCACAGGCGCUUUGGUCGAGGCUCACAAUGAGGAGUCCCCGCAGAACCCCGAGGAAUUGGGCACAUACCACGAAGGUGACAUAUUGAUCCCAUUGAGCUACAGGAAUGCCCGAUCCAACGGUACCCGCAAUGGCAUUUUGGCGCUGAGUUCCCGCUGGCCGGGCGGCGUUGUGCCUUACGAGAUCAAAGGACCCUUUACAAGCCAGGAAUUGGAAAAUAUCAAUCAUGCUUUUAAUGAAUACCACACCAGAACCUGUGUGCGUUUUAAGCCCAGGACCACCGAAAAGGACUACAUUUCGAUUGGAAGCGGCAAGUCUGGAUGUUGGAGCAGCAUCGGACGCUUGGGUGGUCGCCAGGAGGUGAACCUGCAGUCGCCCACCUGCCUGCGAACCUACGGCACUCCGAUCCACGAGCUGAUGCACGCCCUGGGCUUCUUCCACGAGCAGAAUCGCCAUGAGCGCGAUUCCUAUGUCCAGGUGAUGAGUGCCAACAUUAAGCCCGCGAUGAUGGCCAACUUUGAGAAGUCCAGCUCCAAAAAACAGUCCGGAUUCGGCGUGGAGUACGACUAUGGCAGUGUGAUGCACUACUCGGCCACCAGCUUCACCCGGAAUGGCCAGCCCACACUGAAGGCGCUGCGAUCCUCCUCCGAUGCCAGCCAGAUGGGUCAACGACGAGGAUUCUCCGCCGGAGAUGUGCGCAAGAUCAACGCCAUGUACAAGUGCAAGGUUUAGAUAAAAAGGAACAUUCUACCGGUUUGCUUCACAAACAUCGAGGUUUCAUAGACUAUCAGAAUAUGGAAUAUCAGAAUAAAUAUCCAAGUUUGAAAGAAAAUGCAUCCUAUAUCAGCCAGAACCAUGUCAAGAUCAUUGAAUAUUCAAUUAUAAUUUACUGAAAGUAUAAUAUUAUAAUAAUCUGUAUUUAUUUAUAUAAAGCUGUUUUAUG
Drosophila subpulchrella is the source of this 1379-nucleotide messenger RNA. Its product is annotated as zinc metalloproteinase nas-4-like. The transcript has 2 exons. Gene Ontology annotation, molecular function: zinc ion binding; metalloendopeptidase activity. Bases 281 to 1168 code for a protein of 295 amino acids. Gene Ontology annotation, biological process: proteolysis. The record is from RefSeq and is a predicted model, not a curated record. Lineage: Eukaryota; Metazoa; Arthropoda; Insecta; Diptera; Drosophilidae.